This is a messenger RNA of Effrenium voratum, 585 nucleotides long. The record is from the annotation of a GenBank genome assembly. NCBI's taxonomy places the organism in Eukaryota, Dinophyceae, Suessiales, Symbiodiniaceae.
GAUGGAACCCGGCAAGGCCAAGUGCUCGCUCCAGCACCCGUGGGUCCAAGCACUGCCAUGGUGCUGGCAGCCACAUGCGAUGCAUUUGGACGAGUGGCUUUGUUUUGUUUGGAGACGCUUCGCUGUCUUCACCUGUGGAAAGGCUACCGGGAUGCACAAGUUGCAUGGCUCGCAUGCAACAGCAGCCCGUCCGUCAACAAGGAAUGUCACAAAGCUGAUGUGCCUGGGUUGGUGAUCUAUGCUCCGCGACGAGGUCUUUUGGAGCUUUGGACGCUGCCUUCACAACACAAUUGUCCCAAGCGUGCUGCAGCCAUGUGCGUGGGCUCCGAUUGCUUGCUGCUCUCUGCUGACGCAGGGCAAGCUUACCUUUUCUGGCCUACUGGCAAGCUGGACAGACUUGUUUGGCCAUCCGGAACCUCCGCGCCGCCUACCCAAGCAUCAGCCUCACAAGUUCCUCGACCUGGAGGUGACGAUAGCGAUGCGUUUGAUUCAGCAGACAGCGAAGCUGGCGAGUGCAGCCCAGAUGCUGCCGGCAAAGAGCUGCAUGCGGCGCGGUCGGCAGCUCCAGAGUCUGACAAAAUCUGA